AUGGCAACGACAUCACGGUGUAGAGUUCUCCUUCGAAUAGUUAAGAAGGAGCCACACAUUUUGCCCAUUUACAUAAUAAGGAGGAAAUAUGUCUCGCAUGACACACUGGCUGGUAUCUCCUGGAUGAGUCACAGCAGAAUUACAAAGACGAUUGAACGUGUGUCCAAUGAAGGCCCAUAUGAUAGGAUCACUUGGGAUAAGCUAAGCGAAAGAGCAAACAAUAUAAGUGAUACGUUUGACACAAAGGAAAUGGGAAGAAUACUCCAUGCAUAUGCGAAAGUGAAUUAUCGUGAUGUAAAAAUGAUUUUAAAAUUCAGUGAAAAAAUAAAAAAAGGACAUGUACAUAAAAUGGACAUGCUAGCUUGUGCCCAUAUUUGUCAUUCAUUAAAUGUGUUAAAUUAUUUCGACAAAAAAUUAUUUGAGUUGAUUUUAACUCAAUUCAUGAAGUUACCAAUUGGAGAAAAUUCUAAUUCCUUUCCUCUUAUUGUCACCUUGAAUGCCUUUUCCAAGCAUUGUAACGAUUACUCAUUUCGUGAAAUGACACUGAAGCUUCUCCUUUUUGUGCUGAACUCUUUUUCGAAGUGUAGGAAGUCCUUCACGCCACAGGGACUGGCCAUGCUACUUAAUUGCUUCUCGCAAGUGACCAAACCAACUCCUCAUUUUUUGCAAGUCUCAAAUGUUAAGCUAGAUAGGAUUAACAUAGAGGGGGAUUUGAAAGGGGACGAUAUUGAGUACCCCUCUGGACACCACCGCGGGGAUGUACUUACGCUACUGCAUCGCGGCGGGGCAGGAGCAACUAACGAAGACGCUUCAACCCCUGAGAGGAAAAAUACGAGAACGGAAGAAACAAGUCCACGUUUAACUACCGUAACGCAGUUGAGGAAGUAUCAGAAGCAGCGGGACAAAAACGACAUCGAGGGAGAUAUGAAUAACUGUGCGUAUCACCAGAGUGUGCUGGACGAAGUGGACAACGAGAUGCUCAUCCGGGAGGCAGGCUUCCCUAGAUGGGACCGAGAUGAUACCACUACGAAAUGUGAUAAUGAAAGAGGGGAAGUCACUCAAGGGAGUCAUAAUAACGUUGUAGGAAUGCCAUCCAGCGGUGGAAAACAUGCACAUUGCGAACGAAAUGAAGUGGGUGGAGCUACGCGAGAGAGAAGCAAACAAACAGAAGAGUUGAGGAACAUGUUCCUUGCAGUACUUUUGGAGAUUACAAAGGACGUGCACAAAAUGAACACCCAAUCGCUCUCCCUCAUAAUUAAUGCCUGUUGUAGAAUAUGGUUUGAUGUCCCUAAAGAGUUUUUAAAAAUAAUUUUUGAAGAAACCAUUAAGAAGAUCAAGCUAGCUACCAUUAGACAUCUGGCCCUAAUCAUUAAUGGGUUCAUCAAGUUAGGAGUCCCCGAGCCGGAUUACCUCUCGGCUGUUUUUUCUGAAAUUGAGAAGAAGGUCCAUUUGUGCGAUGAGCAUCAGCUCAGUUUUAUCCUGAGCGGCAUGGUUAAAUUAGGUUGGGGGCGCGGGGCCGCUUUCACUAGGGUGCCUCCCACCGGUGGGCAAACGUCACCGAGCAAACACCUCUUAGAUAGCCUAAACGCAAAGUUCAUCCUCAUGGCCAGACGAAUGAAUAUAUCUACCCUCUGCAAUAUCCUUUACUGCUACACCAAACUUGGAAUUGACCACGAGGACGUGUAUCAGAUGUUUCAAAUAUAUUUUACUAAACAGGUUGAGCAAGCCACUCUCCACCAUCUAGCCUUAGCAGCCUAUGUCGUUUCGAAGAGGAAAAUUAAAAACGACACAACUAGCAUCAUAUUGAACAAAAGCGAGAGUCUCUUGGAGAAAAUGGAAACCCCCCAUGAUAUGCCCACCACCAAAUGUUUGCUCAUGUUGGUCAAUAGCUUUAGCGAGCUGGGCAUUUACUCACCUGUCUUCUGUUCCCAUCUGCGCUCUGUUUUUCGGGGCCUGCGCAGCGAAGCGCAGUGUAGUCAUACUGUUGGCGGUGGCGAAGCGGACGGGCCACGUCCAAAAUGGACGGACAGUGAGGCGCACUCGGAAGACACCCCACUUAAUGUGAAGCUCGUUAGUAACAAAGGGAUUUACUUAUCGCGUAAGGCCAUCUCCCUCUAUGCUGGUGCUCAUUAA
Plasmodium fragile is the source of this 2133-nucleotide messenger RNA. RefSeq lists its product as uncharacterized. The coding region runs from base 1 to 2133 and encodes 710 amino acids. The record is from RefSeq and is a predicted model, not a curated record. Lineage: Eukaryota; Apicomplexa; Aconoidasida; Haemosporida; Plasmodiidae. The transcript has a single exon.